Messenger RNA from Xyrichtys novacula (pearly razorfish), 6482 nucleotides. The record is from the annotation of a GenBank genome assembly. Lineage: Eukaryota; Metazoa; Chordata; Actinopteri; Labriformes; Labridae.
CCUUCGGCCUCGUUUGGCGGCAGAGAGGAGCUGAGCUAAACGGUGUAAUAUGAUGGCUUCCGAAUUGAUGGCUUGGGUUUGGAUCGGUUUUACUCUAGCCCAGCUCAACAAACCAGGAAGCCACAUGUAUGCUCAUGGACAUUUGACCGGCCAGGACGAGCUUCAUGGCUGCAGCGCGGGAAAAUCUGAUUAUAGUAUGAGAGCCAGGACCAACCAGAGUUUCACUGCGGAGGUCUGGAAAUUUCUCCAAGGUGAGGGGACAGUCUUAAGUAGCUUCUGUCUCAAACAGCUUUUUAAGUUUGUUUGCAUUUCAUCGCAGCAAAACUGCUACAGCCUGUCCACGUGUUAACAGCAGCUAAAGUGAACCGAUUUUGCUGUCGGUUUGGUGUUACAAGUUAAAAUAUUAAUAGCUCUGCUUUUCUGAGUCACGAGUUUAGCUGAGGCAGCAGACUUAAAAUACAAACUUCAUCAUUGCACUCUAGUUAAAUACAAAUCUUCUAUUUCAACCAAGCAAAAAUUUGUGUGAUCAACUUACAGUGUCAGAGAAACUGAAUAAGAAACGUUUUUUUUCUCAUGACUUUCUGCAUUUUCAUACAGUAAUUCUUAGCAGUUGAACACUGAGAAACAUGUCUGAGAAUAUCAAACUAUUGGCUCAUACAGACUCUCAAAUUGGUGAACCUCUAAACAUAUGGGUGGUGCCCCCCUAAACAAACAAACAAACAAAAAUCCUGUUAUAAACUCAAAUAACAUUUUUAAUGGUAUAGUGAAAAAAACAUUUGUUUGACCAUUUUAACAGUUGAAAGAUUACAAGAUUACAACUAAGUCUGCCAGCACGUUUUCAAUAAACACAGCAUGUUGGUUUAGCCAACCAACAGGUUGUCAACUGAUAAGCUAAAAAGAAAUUUGCACUGUGUGGCGCAGCUGAUCAUCUUGGUUUGCAUUGACUCUGCAAAUUGUCAGGAGUUUUUCACUCCUGUGGCUGGCAAACAGCCUCUCCUUGCUGCCUGAUCCAACAGACAUCUUAGAUCUCUGUGGUAAGAUUUAUAAAUUCCUUUACGUAGGCUAUUAUUAUAGUUUGAUGUUCUAUUCUAGACUUAUUCAGUUACAAAGAAAUUAGUUAUUACUUUGACUAAGAUGAUCACUUGAACAGAUCCAGUUUCUAAUAACAUUCUGACUGUUAAUUUCCACCCCUUAUUGUCCUGAUUAUUAUGGAAUAUGUUGCUUGAAUUUAAAAUGAACACACCUUUUUCUGAAAUUUCAACAUUAAUAAGUUGUUUUUGAAUUACAUUAAGGGUUUCAAUGAUCAUAAAAAACUAUCAACAUGUGGUUAAGAUAAGAUUUUACAAAGCUUCCCAACUAUUUAGAAUUAGAGUUGUAUUUUCCAUUAUGUCUACUAUAUAUGAAAAUAUGAAAUGACCUCCAGAUAAAAAAACAAAACUAAACUGGUUCAUUUAUUUAAGUCAGAUUAUUUGCAGUUAUAAGAGGGAAUCCCCUUUCUAAACACUAGCCAUAACAUCCUAACAUGAGGUGUGCCUCCACCAUGAGGCUAUCUACACCCCCUUUAACGUUUUUGCAUUAAAAAAACUCAUUACCUGUACAGUAGGCUCAAAAACUUGUGAGGAUUUCUUUGACGUAAUUUUGUUUUUGUCUUGUUUAGUCUCAGGAAGCUCAGAUUUCAACCAGCCUCAGUAUCACUGCACUAAUGGAACACUGACCCUGCGCUUUUCACGUAUCAGAUUCUCAAAUCUGCAUCUAGAAGGUGUAGUAUGUUAGAAUUGUUGCCUAGCAAAAUUGUUUUGGUUUUUUUUUGCAUAUGGAGAACAGGAAAACUGGUUUUGCUUGAGGUCUUAAAUGUUGACCUAUAUCCUUUUCCACAGAUGGGGUGCAGUUGUUGUCACUUCCUGAGAAGUGUCACUGUUCCAUUCAGAUAAAUAGAUGGUGGUUUAUCAUGAAGUUUUCUUAUACUGGCUGCCAGAAUGCAAUGCAGGUAAUGUCUGAUCAAAAUGCAUCCCUAGCCAUCUGUCCAGAGUGGUAAAAGUGUCCAUCUGUAAACUUUAUCACUGACUGAUCUGUCAUUUGACGUUGGAAAUGUAAGUCUUCUGCCAUUCCUCCUCCAUUUGUAUUUUUAUACACAGAAAGUAGACAGGAUGGGAUGCCACCAACUGAAACUGCACUACUUUGAUCAUCUGCUGCAGCAGAACAUGACAGGCACAGCUCUCUGUGAGAAUCCAGACAUGUCAAAGCAACCAGCGUACCCGCAAGUUACAUGUGGAGCAACGCAUGUUACUGUGAAGCUGCCUCAUGGAACCAUUCUGAGGAAGGUGAAAGCACUUGGUAAGGAUUAUAGAGUAGGUGCAUGAACAAGUCCAUUCAUUUUCUAUUAAUUUGACUAUUAUUCCAAUAAUUUCAUUCCCAUCUCGGUUACAUCUUUUGUUUGUGGUCACACCUCUACCACGUGAUCCUGUGUGGAAUUUGUAAAAAACGUUGCCAGACAGAAGUACUUUGCUCGUAGGCUUUUAUAUGAUUAGCCGUAGUUAUUAAUUUAGUUUUCAUACCUGCACAUAGUAGUCAAGUUUGUCUGGGAAAUUUGUGUCUGCUGUUUUAGCAGAUCAUUUCAGAAAUGAAGGACACUUCAUGAGAAAAAGGAAGACACCAAAUGCUUUGGUUCUGGAGAUAUUUCAGCCGUCACAAAUGGUAGGCCUGACAUGCUUUUCAUAGAAACAGAGUUUUCCAACUUGCAUGUAAAAUAAACAAAAUUGGCCAUGUUUACAGGAUUCUGGCUUUGAACUGGUUUAUCUUAACUCUGCUGGGACUCAUUGCACGAUGCUGGUGUGCUGCGAAAAAAAAGCAAGGCAUCCUGCUAAGAGAGCACUCCAGGAACCUGAUUUAUUUGACUUGUGGGACUUUGAGGACAUCCCUGUUGAACCGUUUGAUCCAGACAUAACACCACCACCACCAACAACAACAACAACAACAACAAUAACAGUAACUGGCUCUGAAACUGAUACUAAUGAGGAAAGUGAUGAUUCUGAUGGGGAAGAUGAGUUUGAUGAGGGAUUUUAUGAGCUGUGGGGACUUGAGGAAAUCCCGGAGGAGCCUUAUGUUGGAAUAGACAUAGAAAUCACCCCAUCGACCACAUCUACAAUCACAGCUUCUCCCAUGACAACUACCACAGUCGACCCUGUAACAUCUACCAUUACAACAACGACAGAUCUCCCUGCUUUAACUUCGACAACAACCACAGCUGCGCCUGCCACAACUAGUACCACAACAAUAGCCGCUCCUGCCACAACUAGUACCACAACAGCCGCUCCUGCCACAACGAGUACCACAACAACAAUGAUUGCUCCUACCACAACUAGUACCACAACAACAACACCUGUUCCUGCCACAACUGGUACCAAAACAACCACAGCUGCACCUGCCACAACAAGGACAACAACAACAACAGCUGCUCCUGCUACAACAAGUACCACAACAAGCACAGCUGCACCUACAACAAGAAGUACCACAUCAACAGCUGCUCCUGCCACAACUAUUACCACAUCAACAGCUGCUCCUGCCACAACAAGUACCACAUCAACAGCAGCUCCUGCCACAACUAGUACCACAACAACAACAGCUGCUCCUGCCAGAACUAGUACCACAAACACAAUUGCCCCUGCCACAUCAAGAACCACAACAACAGCUACUCCUACAACAAAAAGUACCUCAUCAGCAGCUGCUCCUGCCACAACUAGCACCACAACAAUUGCCCCUGCCACAACUACCACCACAACAACAAUUGCCCCUGCCACAACUACCACCACAACAACAACAAUUGCCCCUGCUAGAACUAGUACCACAACAACAAUGGCCCCUGCUACAACAAGUACCACAACAACCACGGCCCCUGCUACAACAAGUACCACAACAACCACAGCUGCUCCUACAACAAGUACCACAACAACAGCUGCUCCUGCCGCAGCUAGUAUCAAAACAACCACAGCUGCCCUUGCUACAACUAGUACCACAACAACAGCUGCUCCCACCACCACUGGUACCACAACUACAGCCUCUCCUGCCACAACUAGCACCACAACAAUAAUUGCCCCUGCCACAACUACCACCACAACAACAAUGGCCCCUGCUAGAACUAGUACCACAAAAACAGCUGCCCCUGCCACAACAAGUACCACAACAACCACAGCUGCUCCUACAACAACGAGUACCACAACAACAGCUGCUCCUGCUACAACUAGUAUCACAACAACAGUUGCCCCUGCCACAAGUACUACCACAACAACCUCAGCUGCUCCUGCCACAAGUAGCACAAAAACAACUACAGCUACCACUGCCACAACUAGUAUCAAAACAACAAUCACAGCUGCCCUUACCACAACAAUAAUUGCUCCUGCCACAGCUAGUACCACAUCAACACAGGACACCAGAGCAGAGCCCUCAACAACCACAACAACACUAGCCUUUACAUCAACAACAGGGGAUCUCUCUGCUACAUCAACCUCAGUUCCCUCUACUCCUAGUGCUUGGGUCUCUUCGACCAAAACAGUGGCUCCCACCACUACAACAGUUAUUGCCACCUCUUCAACGACCACCACAACACUGCCCUCCUCAGCUGUAACAACUGGAGCCCCAUAUACUUCUACGCAAAGUUCAAUGCCAACCACAACAACCAAAAACCCUACAACCUCAACAACUACCCCCUCAAUAAGUAUAUCUAGUUCCUCCCCAACUAUGGCACAAAGCGAGUCAUCAUCAACAAUUGCCCCAUUCACAUCUACAAUUGUUUUGAGUUCCACCUCAACUCCAUCUACAGGUGCACCCUCAACAACCACAGCGGAGCACUUACCAACCAAAACAACACAAGCCUAUACAUCAACAACAGGGGAUGUGUCAACUUCAUCAACCUCAGUUCCCUCAACCACAAGUCCUACCAUCUCUGCAACUACAACAGUUGCUCCCACUUCUACAACAGUAGUUGCCUCCUCCUCAAUGACCACUGAAUCAGUUCCCUCCUCAACUGUAACAACAGUAGCCCCAUCUACUUCAACUUCAAGUUCCCUGCCAACCACAACAACCAGCAACCCCUCAACCUCAACAACUAGCGUAACAAUAAGCACAUCCAGUUCCUCCUCAACCAUGACAGAAAGCCAGUCAUCAACUACAUCCUUUGCCCCAUCCACAACUACAAAUGUUUUGAGUUCCACCUCAAGUCCAACAACAAGUGCACCCUCAACAACCACAGCAGAGCCCUCCUCAACCACAACAACACAAGCUUAUACAUCAACAACAAGGGAUGUGUCAACUUCAUCAACCUCCACCACAAGUCCUACCAUCUCUCCAACCACAACAGUGGCUCCCACAACUACAACAGUAGUUGCCUCCUCCUCAAUGACCACUGAAUCAGUUCCCUCCUCAACUGUAACAACAGUAGCCCCAUCUACUUCAACUUCAAGUUCCCUGCCAACCACAACAACCAGCAACCCCUCAACCUCAACAACUAGCGUAACAAUAAGCGCAUCCAGUUCCUCCUCAACCAUGACAGAAAGCCAGUCAUCAACUACAUCCUUUGCCCCAUCCACAACUACAAAUGUUUUGAGUUCCACUUCAAGUCCAACAACAAGUGCACCCUCAACAACCACAGCAGAGCCCUCCUCAACCACAACAACACAAGCUUAUACAUCAACAACAGGGGAUGUGUCAACUUCAUCAACCUCAGUUCCCUCAACCACAAGUGCUACCAUCUCUUCAACCACAACAGUGGCUCCCACAACUACAACAGUAGCUGCCUCCUCCUCAACGACCACCCAGUCAGUUCCCUCCUCAACUGUAACAACAGUAGCCCCAUCUACUUCAACUUCAAGUUCCCUGCCGACCACAGCAACCAGCAACCCCUCAACCUCAACAACUAGUCUAACAACAAGCACAUUUAGUUCCUCCUCAACCAUGACAGUAAGCCAGUCAUCAACUACAUCCUUUGCCCCAUCCACAACUACAAGUGUUUUGAGUUCCACCUCAAGUCCAACAACAAGUGCACCCUCAACAACCACAGCAGAUCCCACAUCAACCACAACAACAGAAGCUUAUACAUCAACAACAGGGGAUCUCUCUGCUACAUCAACCUCAGUUCCCUCCACCACAAGUCCUACCAUCUCUCCAACCACAACAGUGGCUCCCACAACUACAACAGUAGCUGCCUCCUCCUCAACGACCACCGAAUCAGUUCCCUCCUCAACUGUAACAACAGUAGCCCCAUCUACUUCAACUUCAAGUUCCCUUCCAUCCACAACAACCAGCAACCCCUCAACCUCAACAACUAGCCUAACAACAAGCACAUUUAGUUCCUCCUCAACCAUGACAGUAAGCCAGUCAUCCACAACAACCGUUGCCCCAUUCACAACUACAAGUGCUGUGAGUUCCACCUCAACUCUAGCAACAAGUGCAGCCUCAACAACCACAGCAGAUCCCACAUCAACCACAAC